AUGCUGCUCCGUAUUCUAUGUUUAUGUCUAUUAAUCGUAAAUCCAGUUGAUCUAUCCAAUAUCGAACAAGAGCAAAUAACUCGCCUUAAAUGUAGUGAUUUGUUAGUUGGUCAAUAUCGUUGCCAACAUCCGACAAUAGAUGAAUCUACUCAAGAACCACGAGGUUGUAAACGAUACAAUUAUACUUGGAAUGAUGAAGUGAAGUUCGUUGAUAUGGCUCCUAUUCAGUGCUAUACAGCACCAGGGAUUGUUUGUGACGGUGGUGUUUACAAUGACACACUUGAUGGAUAUGUAUUCGAAAGAAAUACAUCGUGUCGAUGGACAAAUGGAAAAUACUAUCGAACAACGUUGGCUUUGUCAUUAUUUCUCGGUGUUUUUGGUAUUGAUCGUCUCUAUCUGGGAUAUUAUGUCACUGGUUUAUUGAAACUAUUCACGUGCGGUUUUAUGUUAGUAGGUGCUCUAGUCGAUUUUUUAUUGAUUGCACUUCAAGUUUUGACUCCUGCAGAUGGUUCGCAUUAUAUUAUUGAUUAUUACGGACCACGUCUACUUUGGACGGAGUUCAACGAAACUCGAACUUAUUUAAAACCGCAACAUUAUUAA
Messenger RNA from Adineta ricciae, 600 nucleotides. The record is from the annotation of a GenBank genome assembly. Lineage: Eukaryota; Metazoa; Rotifera; Eurotatoria; Adinetida; Adinetidae.